ACUAUAAUUGUUGUUUUUUUCAUAUAACGUGAUGAACCUCGUUUAAAAAUGAAACUCAUAAUACACUUGUAGGCCCGGCCCACAAAGAAAACCGAAGAAACAAAGGUUUCCGACCUUCAUAAAUAUAUAUUAGUUUCGUCCAUCAAUGUACAAAGUAUCAUUUAAUUUAGUGGUAUAAAUGUUGGUGUUUAUAUUUAAAUAACCCGGGUUCAAGUCACAUGCUUAACAUUUUUUUCGCACUUUUUAAAAGUGGGACCCACCAAAAUGCUGACGUGUCGCUUCAGGAAAGAGGGAACUAUCUCAUUAUAUUAUAGAUUUCGUGAUUAAUUAGAGUUAUUUUAAGUGAUUUCUCUAAUCGUAAAUGCAGCAACAAAUUAUUUCAACCCAUGAAAAAUCUGAAUUUAACAGUGAAAGUUACUAUAAUUUUCUAGUGGUCAGAGAAAAUUUCUAUGAAUAUAUUUUCUAAAAAAAUUGUUGAUUGUAUCUUAUGACAACAAUUGAUGGCCACAAUAUAGUUUUUUACAUUUGAAUAUGAAUGUAUAUUGAUUGAUUCUCUUAGUUUGAUAUAUUUCUAGUGUCCUCGCAAGUAACGUACGUUUUAUAUGAUUUUUUGUUUUGAGUUUUUUUUUAUACAAAAAAAUGGUUUUAUCUUUUUGCCGCGAACCCAAACAUUAUAAAUAGUCACUCUCAGUGCAAAUCAAAUCUAUGUGGUUGUAAUUCCAACCGGAACUCUUUUAUCAUUUGGACCAACGCAUCCUGGUUUUUCGUCUUUUUGUUUUGUUUUGAAUUGUUUUACUAUUUUAUCCUUGAAACAAUAUAUGGAUCUCACAACUACAAGUUGUGUCCCAUAUUACAGGAAAACGGUAAUUUCAUACCCAACAUAUCGCGAUAUGUUCAAUUUAUACCUAACUUAUGUGACCGUGCAAAAACAUACUUGUAUUUUAAUAACAUACCAACUGUUUAUUUUUUUGGCAAAAUUAUACACUAGUCAACACAUCAGCUGACACGUCAUCUAAAUUUGUUGACGUUUGUCCACGUCAGCUAAUUUUGCUAUGCCACGUGUACAAUUGUUUUUAGACAAAAAUCGUCGUUUUAUAAAAAUGUUUUAUAAAAAUUUAUUAUUUAGUAAUAUUAACCAAAAAAUAAUUAAAUCAUAAAAUUAAUCUUAUGUAAGAGAUAUAUUCGUAAAUGUUAGUUAUACAAUAAAUUUACAUCAUAAAUUCUUUAAAUGUAGCGUUCGAGUACCGUUGGAGUUCAGUCGGGCUUUUCGGAUUUCGGUUCAAUUUUGUAACACGUCCUCAGACCCAUACUUGAAUUUUUGUAAAUAUGGAUCUGGAUAUGUUUUGUAAUAUACUACAAGACCUAUUCAAGUAUUUUUUACAUUUAGGACCGGGUACGGAUUGUGGUUUUCGGUUCGGGUUCGGUUCAGAUUUUAGGUCACGGAUUUUAUGUCUAACCCUAAACACAACCAUGAUUAAUCGAGAGUGACACGGCUGUAUAUAAUACUAGCAUUAAAUUUGAAUCAUUACAACACAUAAAUAACUCUUAUAAAGACGGUAUUGUGAUACAAUCAAAACAUUUACGAAUAUAUAUAUGUUAUAUAAGAUUAAAUUUUUGUUAAUUUAGUUUUUUUUAUAAUACUGAAUAAUAAAAAUUAUAAAAUUUUACAUUUUCUAAAAAAAUAUUUAUAUAAACGACUAUUUUAUUUUUUUUCUUUAAAAAGAAAAAAAUUGUAUACGUGGAAUUUCCGUCGGUAAAAUUAGUUUACUUAGCAUAUAUGUCAGCAAAAUUAGAUGAAGUGACAGUUGUUGUGGUGACCGGUGAUUUCGUAAAAAAAAAAUAAACAAUAGCUAUGUUAUUUAAAAUUUUCAAAAGUACGGAUAUGUUUUUGCAUGAUCAUAUAAUUCGGUUAUGAAUUGAACAUAUCACGGUAUGUUGGGUAUGAAAUGGCUUCCCCCGUAGUACUUUAGUAAACUCUACAACUAGUUAUAAACAUGAUAUCUAAAACUUCUAAAUAAUAGUAUAUAUAAUCUAAUAUAUUAAAAAAAGUCAAACCGAAUGCAACAUAUUUUUUCUCUUCAUGGAUCAAGAGGGAAAGAGUAACCAAUUUUACUUUUAUCUAAGUAGUUACUAACAGAAAAGGAGGUGAAAAGUUUUUAGGGAGAAUUUGCAAGAUGUCUAAGAUUGCAAAAGAAAUUAAGUGCAUAUCAUUGAUUUUGACAUAAUGUAAUAACUAACAUUUAUUAUCCGGUUCUACCCUUUCUUCUUGUAAUCAUCCAGUGACUUUGUGUUGUUAGAGAUGAUGUGGCCAAAAAAAUAUAUGGUGAAUAAGAUACUUAAAUAUGAUGUUAACAAAUGAGAUGUGGGUAAAAUUUAGUGCACACAACGACAGUGUUAAAGUCAUCCACAUCACUGUUUUUUACCUCUAAUUAGUAAAUCUAUACUGUAAUAAAUUAUAAACCAAAUAUAAUCUAUAACUGUUUUACUAUAUAUUUAAAAUUUAUCAGCCAUAGUAUGGAACAUGCAUAUUAAAUCCUACCCACCCACUUAAAUAUUAAACCCUAGACAAAUCCCCUAGUUACUAAAUCUAAACCCAAAUAUAAUCUUAAUCAUAUGUUGCGAGUGUACAAUUCUAUCUCAGUGACAUAGUACAACACCCAAGAUGCGGUAAGAACUACACAUAAUAAACCCACCCAAAAUCGCUGACUACUAUACGCAAACUCCUACUUAGUAAAUCUAAAUCCUAACUAGGAAUCUAUAAACCCAAAUACAAUCUAUAAACUAUUUUUCAAUAUUAGACAGUCUAAACCCUAACAAGAAACCUAUAACAUGGCAAAUUAUUACAUAUUUAAGAAAUAGUAUAGAACUACUGUCUCAAAUAGUAUAGAAAUAUUGUCACAAAUUGACUUUGUAAAUGCUUUAGAGAAGUUUUGAUCAUUACGAAUAAACUAAUAUAGUAUAGUACACUAAUAUAAGGGUUUAUAUGCUAUCUAACCAAAUUUGACUACUAUACCCACCCACUUAAAUAUUAAACCCUAGAUAAACUCUCUAGUUACUAAAUCUAAACCCAAAUAACUAAACUAUAAACUCAAAUAGAAUCUAUAUAAUAUGCUGCCAAUUUUCUCAACGUAGACGGCAUAGCAUGGAACAUUUAUAAAUAGUAUAGAAUGACUGACUCACACCCAACUUUAAAUAUUAAACCCUAAAUUGUUAUCACUAAGCCCAAAACUCAAUCCUCACCUUGCAAAUACUAAACCCUAAAUCUUAAUCACAAAAUCCUAAACCAUACCACCCAUUUAAAUAUUAAACACUAAACAAACUCCCUAGUUACUAAAUCUAAACCCAAAUAUAAUCUUAACCAUAGGUUGUGAGUGUACAAUUCUAUCUUAGUGACAUAGUACAACACUCAAAAUGCGGUAAGAACUAUACAUAAUUAAUCCACCCAAAAUUGCUGACUACUAUACCUAAACCCCUACUUAGUAAAUCUAAACCCUAACCAGGAACCUAUAAACUCAAAUACAAUCUAUAAGCUGUUUUCAAAUAUUACACAAACUAAACCCUAAUUAUGAACUUAUAACAUGGCAGAUUAUUACAUAUAUAAGAAAUAUGAUAGAACUAUUGUCUCAAGUAGUAUAGAAUUAUUGUCUCAAAUUGACUUUGUAAAUGCUUUAGAGAAGUUUUGAUCAUUGCGAAUAAACUAAUAUAGUAUAGAAUAUAGUAUAGUACACUAAUAUAAGGGUUUAUUUGCUAUCUAACCAAAUUUAGUUUUAAUCAUUACACAUAAACCAAUAUAGUAUGAAUUGCAUAUUACAAUCAAUCACACAAAAUGACAGAGAAAAGAACUAUCAAAUUUGAAGACAUGACAAAUUAUUACAUUUUAAAGAAUAGUAUAGAAAUAUGUCUCAAAUAGUAUGGUACAUGUAUAUAAAGCUACAUUAAAGAAUCGAUACUAUACUUAUUUUUCAUCGAAUAUAGUAUAGACGGCGAAUUCAUCUUCUUCAAUUCAUUUUUUUUAUAGGCUGAUACACAUUCACUUGAAUCGCCGUCAUUAUUCUUCACCACCAUAUAGAGAUCAUCUUCAUCUCCUCUCUCUUUUUCGACACGGCGACACUUUUACCGAUCCGCCGUCGUUAUUCUUCACCACUAUAUAUGUAAAGCAUCAUGGAUAUAACCCUGAUGUGAUAAUCUCAAUCUCAUUUGCAAGAUUCAAAAACGAAAACAGAGUAUGAAAGCAAAAGCAUGCAUAUGAAACUGAAAAUCAAUGAGUUAAGAGAAGGAGAAAAAUAAAUGAAAGAGUUGGUGUGUCUAUUCACCGUGUACGCCUUAACAGUUGUCUCUUAUUUACCACAAUUGGUUGUCCCUCUUGUGAGAAGAAAUCAAUUCCAGAAUAAAUCUGGGAAGAAGACUUUUAUCUUAUAAAAGUCACCAAAAUAAAUUACAUAUGAAAGAGUGUGUGUUUUUCAAAGGGCCACGAGUUAUGUUUCAGUAUUAUUAUUAUUAAAUCAAUUUUUUUUUCUAACAGGUUUCACUGGUUGCAUGUGAAGGGCAAUAUUAUAUAUAAGAGGCAAGUUGUAUAGGUGAGUUAUGAGUUUUAGAUAGUGAAUGAAUUAUAAUUUGUUUGAAGAUUAUACAAGUUUUUAACUUGAUUAAUUUAAUAUCGGCUGAAAUGAGAAUAAAUAUGUUUUUUCACCAAAAAUAUACGGCCGUUUGUUUCAUUUAUGCCUUAUAGAUUUUGUUCUCACACUUACUCACCAAAAAGAGUGUUAAUAAAUGAAUGUAUAUCAGUAGUUGGAUAAUUAAAUUAAUGAACUAUUAAAUUAUUAAUUGAUUUUGAAUUGAAAACUCAUCGUAAUAAAGAAAAUCAUGUUGGAAGGACAAUUUAAUCAGCGAAAUGUAUUGUCAGGUUUGAUUCUUCGUGAAGAUACGUCAUUUAUUCUGCGGUGCCAAGUAAAAUUGUGAACCUCUUCACCCAAGUCAACGGUUGAACAUCUUUUCUAACUGAGCCAAGAAACAGCAAGAGCCACUUAUAAACCCUAUUGGUAAUGGUAGGCAACAUAAAUAGGACUUAAGAUAGCCUUUUCCAGCAGUCCUUUAUUGCAAAAUUAUUCAUUGGUCAUAUGGCUAAUGUCGAAGCAUAGUCACAAACCAUCAAAGUUUUGAAGAUUUUAUAGUUCUUCCUCAAAAGAAAACAAAAAAGCUAUCACAUUGAACUAUAUUUGAUAUGUCCCUCUAAUUCACCGGUGACAAAUGAUUUUAGUUAUUUUCCUCAAAAAUACUUACUAAAAAUAUAGUUUUGGUUAGCAUAUGCAACACACAUAAAUAAUCAAUUUCCUUCUCUUUGAUCAAAUAAUUAACAACCGGUGUUUAAACGCUAUAAUAUUAAUCUCAAAAGCACAAUAAUAUAAUAUGUCAGCAAAUCUUCACCUUGUGGCGAUGGUUCUCCUCUUCUGUAUGGUGAGCAAAAGCGUCGUAGCGAUGGCUCGCCCGAUGAUCUCAGGCGGGCGUGAUCCAUGCUCUGUGUCAGACUUCAAGGUCUUGUGCAGAUCAGUCGUAAAAGGUCAAAAGAAUGUUAAUGCAGCGACGGAAGUUUCCAUAAGAGAGCUGAUGAAAAGAACGACAAAGGCUAAAGAAGUCGCUGCUAGUCGCCGGAAAAGUGGUGGAGGACUCAAGACUUGUUACUCAAACUAUGAUAGUGCGAUUGGUAAUCUACAAAAGGCGUUGAAAGACCUUAAAAAGAAUGAUGGAUUUAGCCUUAACAUCAAUCUUAGUGCAUCAUUAACGGAAUUUGAUACAUGCAACGACGCCAUGGGCGGUGCUAAGACGUCGAAUGUCUUCGCUAGAUCUACAAAGACUUUGCAUGAAAUGGCUGAUAAUUGUUUAGCGCUCUCUACUCUUGUUAAACAAUGAUAAUAUAGUGAAAAUGUGAUUGUUGAUAAUGAAAGAGGAAAAAAAAACUGAUUUGUUUCUGUAUGCGAUAGUUUUUUUUUGUGCGGGAGCCCUCGCUUCUUGAUUGAUUUCAAGAGUUCUUUUUGUGGUUAAGAAAACAGAAAAAUGAGCAAAAUAUAAGAGGCAAGCUUGAAAUACAGUCACGGUUUCACCCAAAUUUCCUCUCUCUCCUGAGUUUGCUCUUUUUUCAUUUGCUUCCAUUUUUCUCUUGCUAUUCAUGGAUCGUCGUUGUGCCCGCGUGUUUGAAUGGAGUUCUUCCUUGGCUUUUGUUCCAGUCGGAGUUCAGGGAUCCUCCCUGUAGUUUUGCGGUCUUUUUUUUUUUUU
Brassica napus (rape) is the source of this 6270-nucleotide messenger RNA. RefSeq names its product pectinesterase inhibitor 1. The record is from RefSeq and is a predicted model, not a curated record. The transcript has a single exon. Lineage: Eukaryota; Viridiplantae; Streptophyta; Magnoliopsida; Brassicales; Brassicaceae. The coding region runs from base 5407 to 5907 and encodes 166 amino acids. Gene Ontology annotation, molecular function: enzyme inhibitor activity.